AUGACUGACAACUCUGUGGUUGUAGCCAAACACGAGGAUGGUUCCUCCGUCACUGUGCAUUUGCAAGGCGCUCACAUUACCAGUUGGCGCAACAGUAACGGCGAGGAACUUCUUUACACCAGUCCAACAGCCGUUUAUAAGGAAGGGGUGCCCAUUCGCGGUGGUGUUCCCAUCAUUUUUCCGCAGUUCUCAAACUCCGGUCCGUUGCCUUCACACGGCUUUGCACGUGUUCGGCAGUGGAAUAAACAGCAAGUGCAGAGUGGAAUGGCCUCUUUUACGCUCGAUGUGGAUCCACGUGAGAUGCAGCACUCACAUUCAGAGAAGGCGGAGGAGAACACGACAGCAUCAACUGGAGUGGUUUCACUUCUGUACACCAUAACUUUCAGUAAUGAUCAGUUGCAAUUGCAGAUGAAGAUCGUAAAUAAUGACUCGGCGUCAGAUGUUGAGUUUACGUUUGCAUUCCAUACGUACUUUGCCGUAGAUGAUAUUGAACAGACGUUAGUAAAUGGAGUAAAUUUAACGCCUUAUAUUGACAGUUUAUCUAAAGAAAGGAAAGUUCGACACCCAGAACAGUUUUGGGGAUUUAUGGGAGAAGUUGAUCGAAUUUACCUUAAUCAACGUUGUGCGGUUAUGUUACUUGAUAUGUCUAAGAAACGUACCACGCACAUUGCUGGAGUAAAUCUUCCAGAUGUGGUACUGUGGAACCCGUGGGUUGAGAAAUCGGCAAAAAUGAAAGAUCUUCCUCCAGAUGGCUACAAGAAAUUUGUUUGCGUUGAACACGGCGCAAUAGGGAAAAAAGUAAAAAUUCCUCCUAAAGGAGAAUGGAAGGCAUCACAGCAAAUUCUGCGUUUCAGCUGUUUAAAGUUGUAA
Messenger RNA from Trypanosoma theileri, 870 nucleotides. Its product is annotated as aldose 1-epimerase-like protein. Gene Ontology annotation, molecular function: carbohydrate binding; isomerase activity. The coding region runs from base 1 to 870 and encodes 289 amino acids. Gene Ontology annotation, biological process: carbohydrate metabolic process. NCBI's taxonomy places the organism in Eukaryota, Euglenozoa, Kinetoplastea, Trypanosomatida, Trypanosomatidae. The transcript has a single exon. The record is from RefSeq and is a predicted model, not a curated record.